GUCUGCUGCACACACCCAACCUACAAGCCUACUAGCGCCAUCUGUGUGUCCCCAUUGGAACUACGUGCUGGCUGGUGGCCAUUAUUGGCACUAACUCUGGCACCUUGUUUGAAGCUGUAGACACUUUUAGCUUUUCCCUUUAUAUUUUCAUUCAGCGUCUGAUUUACCGAAGUAUCAAAGCGUAAUGGAUGACGAGGCGGAAUGCUACAAACUCUGGCGCGUGAAGAAAACUGUUAUGCAGCUCUGCCACGACCGUGGAUACUUGGUAACUCAAGAUGAACUUGACCAAACAUUGGAGCAGUUUAAAGAGCAGUAUGGUGAUAAACCCAGUGAGAGGAAACCGUCUCGGGCUGAUCUGAUUGUUCUUGUCGCUCACAACGAUGAUCCUACAGACCAAAUGUUUGUUUUCUUCCCUGAAGAACCCAAAAUAGGAAUUAAAACUAUCAAAACCUACUGUCAACGUAUGCAAGAAGAAAAUAUUCACAGGGCAAUGAUUGUGGUUCAGCAGGGCAUGACACCUUCAGCCAAACAGUCUCUGGUAGACAUGGCCCCAAAAUACAUUCUGGAACAAUUCUUAGAAUCUGAGCUGCUUAUUAAUAUUACAGAGCAUGAGCUUGUUCCAGAACAUGUUGUUAUGACACCCGAAGAAAAAUCAGAGCUAUUAGCUAGAUACAAACUGAAAGAGAACAAUUUACCCCGUAUCCAGACUGGUGAUCCUAUAUGUCGCUACUACGGUUUGAGAAGAGGCCAGGUUGUUAAAAUUAUUCGGUCUUCUGAAACAGCUGGUCGAUACAUCUCUUACAGACUUGUGUGCUGACAGUCUUGAAACUGUUGAGUCUUUAAUGGAUUUUGAGCAAAGAAGAAAGGAUUGUGCUGUGUGUAAAUAAUUUUUUUGCUCCUCUGUAGCAGUUGGCCAUAUCAUGCUCUACAGACUUCAAAGCUGACAAGUUUCUCAAUUGAAAUCCUUGUGAAUCGUAAAAAAAUAUUGUGCAAUGUGUAAAUAGCCUAAUAAUAAUAAAAGAAAAUCCUACAGUU
Molecule: messenger RNA, 1035 nt
Organism: Thrips palmi
Lineage: Eukaryota; Metazoa; Arthropoda; Insecta; Thysanoptera; Thripidae
Product: DNA-directed RNA polymerases I, II, and III subunit RPABC1
Exons: 7
Coding region: 185-817 (210 amino acids)
Biological process (GO): DNA-templated transcription
Cellular component (GO): RNA polymerase III complex; RNA polymerase I complex; RNA polymerase II, core complex
Molecular function (GO): DNA-directed RNA polymerase activity; DNA binding
Source: RefSeq, a predicted model, not a curated record